Molecule: messenger RNA, 2180 nt
Organism: Jaminaea rosea
Lineage: Eukaryota; Fungi; Basidiomycota; Exobasidiomycetes; Microstromatales
Product: P-loop containing nucleoside triphosphate hydrolase protein
Exons: 1
Coding region: 9-2078 (689 amino acids)
Biological process (GO): SRP-dependent cotranslational protein targeting to membrane
Cellular component (GO): endoplasmic reticulum membrane; signal recognition particle receptor complex
Molecular function (GO): GTP binding; GTPase activity; signal recognition particle binding
Source: RefSeq, a predicted model, not a curated record
GCGCCAAGAUGCUCGACCACUUCACGGUAGUCCACUCAUCUGGCCUUGUCCUCUGGUCCAAGUCAUUUGUUCCGACCUUCCAGCAGACAUCGCCCAUCCCUGCCCUGAUCCGUACUGCCUUCAUCGAGUCGCGCGCAAAGGGAGACGAAGAUGAGCGAUUCGACUCUGGCGGCUAUUCGUGUCGAUGGGCCCUUGCCAACGACUAUGGGCUCGCAUUCGUCGCUGUUCAUCAGCGUAUCCUGCAUUUGGCCUACAUUCCUACUUUGCUUGCGCAGGUAAAGGCACUGUUCCUCGACUUGUUCAAGCCGUUUCUGAGCGCAAUCCUGGCUAGCACGCGACCUUCCAUCUCGGCCGGAUCUGCUAGGCUCACCGCCGAGGCUAGAGCUCAACUGGCUGCUGCGCUCAAGGACUGGGACUCUGUCUUCACUUCUACGCUCAGAAAACUCGAGAGGGACGCGGCACUGCAAGCUCGCUCAGCAGCCAAAGCAGCUCCUCAGUCCCCCUCAGCGCCUGCUGCCCUUCCAUCAUCGACCGACAAGCCGGGAAAGAAGGGAGCCACACCUGGCGCCAGCAAUGACGAUGCGGCCAUAGCCAAGAACAUUGAAGCACUCAAGUCCCGACUCAAGGGCGUCGACCUCGGACCACCAGGAGCCAGGGGUAAGAAAAAGGCCCAACAGCAGUCGCGCACUGCGAGCGGGACGGCCACGCCUGGCAGCGGGGAGGCGACGCCCAACAAGAAGAAGGCAGGGGGAGCAGCAAAGGAGAUGCGCAAGUGGGAUGCAAACGGAAAUGCGAUUGCAGUGGGCGAUGCUAGUCAACUCGACUUUAGCAAUGGAGGGCCCUCGACUCCGGGCGUUGAGGAGCAGGAAGAGAAGGGCACCCUGCAAGGUUGGGUCGAUGAGAGGAGCAUGGGGACGGUCGGGGAGAACGGCAUGUAUGAGGUGGCCGAUGCUCUCGACGUAGACGAGGAGAGCGAUGAAAGCGAUGAAGAAGACGACGAGGGUCCAGCGACAAGUGCCCCAUCGAAGAGCGGCGGCUUCCUCUCAGGCCUGACCGGCAAGAGUUCGUCCGCAGGUAGCUCCCUUUUCUCGCGCCUUACCGGCUCAGGCCAUUCACUCACGGCAGCCGACCUUCAACCUACCCUGGCAGCCAUGCAAUCGCACCUCCAAUCCAAGAAUGUAGCCGCAGACGUAGCGCAGCGCCUGUGCGCCUCUGUCGGUCGCUCCCUCGAGGGCAAGACCCUAUCCACGUUCGGCUCGGUCAAGAAGGAGGUUCGCACAGCAUUGGAAGAUGCAAUCACCCGCGUCCUGACGCCGCGCAACUCGACAGACCUCCUCCUUGAGAUCAACGACAAGCUGUCUCGCCAAGAUGCCAGCAAGCAGAAACAGCCCUACGCCCUCGCCUUCGUCGGCGUUAAUGGAGUAGGCAAGUCGACCAAUCUGGCAAAAGUCUGCUUCUGGCUUCUCCAGAACCAGAAACGCGUCCUAAUCGCAGCAUGCGAUACUUUCCGUUCGGGCGCUGUGGAGCAGCUACGCGUGCACGUCCGCAAUCUCGGGGAGCUCAGCGUCGGCGGGUCCCAGGUCAAGGAUUCCCUUCCCGGCGGUGGCGCAAAGCUUGAGCUCUAUGAGCGAGGCUAUGGCAAGGAUGCAGCAGGCAUCGCCGCCUCUGCGCUUAGCUACGCCCGCCAAUCCGGCUUUGACGUGGUCCUCAUCGACACGGCAGGCCGCAUGCAAGACAACGAGCCCCUCAUGCGAGCCCUAGCCAAGCUGGUCGCCCAUAACGAGCCAGACAGGGUCGUAUUCGUCGGAGAAGCGCUGGUGGGCAACGAGGCGGUAGACCAGCUGACCCGCUUCGACAAGUCUCUGCGAGACUUCUCGGGAAAGAGUGGCGAUGCGGCUAGAGGAUUGGAUGGGAUGCUCCUUACCAAGUUUGAUACCAUCGACGAUAAGGUCGGCACGGCGCUGACCGCUACGUCGGUUACCGGGUUGCCGAUCUAUUUUGUAGGUGUGGGCCAGACAUACACCGAUUUGAAGCAGCUGCGGGUGAGGCAUAUCGUGGGGGCGCUGAUGAGGGAUUGAGGGCGCGGGGAGACGGGUGAGGAGGCAAGCCGGGCGGACAUUGAAGAUGAGACGAUGUACGAUUAUCGCGCAAUGGUAUAAGCAAUCGUGUAACAGCUAUCU